Messenger RNA from Chaetomium globosum CBS 148.51, 399 nucleotides. RefSeq lists its product as uncharacterized. Lineage: Eukaryota; Fungi; Ascomycota; Sordariomycetes; Sordariales; Chaetomiaceae. Gene Ontology annotation, biological process: positive regulation of mitotic metaphase/anaphase transition. Gene Ontology annotation, cellular component: anaphase-promoting complex. Bases 1 to 399 code for a protein of 132 amino acids. The record is from RefSeq and is a predicted model, not a curated record. The transcript has a single exon.
AUGACCCAGACGCCCCACCCCACACCUCACACUCACCCACCACCUCUCACUAACCCCCCGCAGAACAAAGACGCCUGCUUCACCUACGCACACAUGCACCGCUCGCAGCACGCGGAGCUCUUCGAGGAGUUCUGCAAGGACCGGCUGCCCAAGGACGACGUGCUGGUGCCGCCCGACCUGCAACCCGUCAACCCGGAGGAGGAGGACGACGUGGUGCCGGACCAGCACGCUGCGUACGGCGUGCAAAAGGCUACGCAGCGCGCCCGCGAGCCCGCGUGGCGCGACCUGGGCCUGGCGGAGCUGAUGGCGCGCGGCCCGAUGGUGGGCGUGGUGCCGAAGAGGAGGGUUGGGGCCGGGGGGAAAGAGGAGGGGUGGUGGGGGUGGUGGUGCUGGGGGUGA